Drosophila rhopaloa is the source of this 3100-nucleotide messenger RNA. It is a transcript of the gene dpr6, whose product is annotated as junctional adhesion molecule A. The record is from RefSeq and is a predicted model, not a curated record. Bases 1437 to 2633 code for a protein of 398 amino acids. The transcript has 7 exons. NCBI's taxonomy places the organism in Eukaryota, Metazoa, Arthropoda, Insecta, Diptera, Drosophilidae. Gene Ontology annotation, cellular component: neuron projection membrane. Gene Ontology annotation, biological process: synapse organization.
GCAAAAACGUCAUGUUCACGGGUGUUUAAUAAGUUUUCGACUAGCUACGUAAAACGUGCGCAAAACUUAAGCUAUAAUAGUGAAAAGUGCUAAAAACCUUAACGGAAGUUCCGCUCUUUUUAGGAGAAAGUGGUUAUAAUAAGUAAAACUGCUAACGGCAAAUUACUACAGUUUGUUAUAAUUGUACCGAUAAGUCGCUGCUAAAUCAAUAAACAAGGCGGAAAAUCCAUAAAUUCAAACAAUUUGUAAGACCCCAAAAAUUAUCAGAAACAUAUGUAACUGCAAACGUAUUUAGUCUUAAAAAGCUAAAUGUGAAAUGUAAACGGUAAAUCCACUCAUUUUAGGAGAUACAAAUAAAGUUGAUUGGUAAAACAAAUCAAAUCGGAAAUGGCUUGGCUAUAACGCCCUGCCAAAUCAAUAAAGCCUUAAUUUAAACACUCCGUGCUACACAAAAACAGUCACGGACAUAACUGUAAACGCAUUCAGUGUUGAAAAGCCAAAAAGCCGGCCAACGGUUCAAAAAGCCGGAGAAUAGAAGCCAAGCCUCUGCUCUUCUCGUGUUGUUAUUGUCGAAACGGGGUCAAAAGUUCGUGUCUCACUCGCUAAUUCAACCACACCAAAAAACCCACACACAUUCGGUUCCUCAAGUGCAAGCGAAGACACUACGUCGCCCGUCUGGCUGAAAAGCAUGAAAAAAGCAUAAGAAAAGCAGAAGAAAAGCAGACAAAAGCAUUAGACAAGUGCCAAGUAACUCAAAACUGCAGCCGGAGAGGAGGCUUAGGCCUACGAAACACACGGAAAACCCAACACCGAACCGAGAGACAACACCAAAUACUAGACAAACUAGGCCAAUUCGCGUGGAUGCGGGGAAAACGCUGCAAAAGUGCUCUGGAAACGUAGAGAAAUAAAAUAAAAUAAAAAUAAAACAAUAGCAGCUGAGCUCCCUGGCCAUUUGUCAAUGACUGGGCCACUCGCGUGACUGCCGAUUCUUGGGGAAAGUGGAAUAACUCUAGCCGAAACAGACUCCGACACAGGGACUACUUCCGAAAUUUACGGCCACAUUUCGUGUACGACGGCAUAAAACAGAAGCGGCAAAUAGAAGAGCCAAACGGCGGCUAAGUUGCCUUUGUCUGCCUGCGGGGGAGGUGGAGAGAAAGGAGGAGGAGGAGUUGGAGUUGGCCAAUUGCCAGGCCAAGUUAAUAGAGAGCCGGGAGGCUCGAUAAUGACGUUGCUGCUGCAGGAGCUGUUGCCGCCCAUGCUGAUGAUGAGGCUGCUAACUUGGUUAUUGCUGCCAGCCUAGAGACACAGGACGAAGACUAGGAGCCACCAUCCAGCAUUCAGCAUCCCACAGACAGGCAACAAAAACAAGGUCUGAGGCUGCUACGCGGGGGCUUACUGCAUUUCCGCAUCUUGUUCCUGUCGCCGCCAUUUCCACCAUGCCCGGAGUCACCAUGCCCAGUGCCCAACCACUCCGGCUCUGCGUGGCCUGGCUGCUGCUUCUCGUCGUGAUUGUGAUGAGCGACAUGACUAACGGCGGUGUGCAGGGACCCAUCGAGGGCUACAACUCGCUGGACGACCUGCUGUCAACCACUCCGACUCCUGGCCAGGCCGCCUUGCUCCUGCCCACCGCCCCCACCGCCGCCUACACGCAUCCCAAAUGGAUGGAGCCCUACUUCGAUCCCUCGACACCGCGCAAUGUCACCGCCCUCAUGGGCAAGUCCGCCUAUCUCAGCUGCCGUGUGCGCAAUUUGGCCAACAAAACGGUGUCCUGGAUCCGGCACCGCGACAUCCACAUACUGACGGUCGGCUCGUACACCUACACGUCCGACCAGCGGUUCCAGGCGACCCACCACCAGGACACGGAGGACUGGACCCUGCAGAUAAAGUGGGCCCAGAAACGGGACGCUGGGAUGUACGAGUGCCAGAUAUCCACGCAGCCGGUGCGCAGCUAUUUCGUCCGGUUGAAUGUUGUCGUGCCAACGGCCACCAUCCUGGGAGGUCCUGACCUUCACGUGGAUAAAGGCAGCACCAUAAAUCUCACUUGCACUGUAAAGUUCAGCCCCGAACCUCCGGCCUACAUCUUCUGGUAUCAUCACGAGGAGGUCAUUAAUUAUGAUUCAUCAAGAGGCGGCGUGUCGGUAAUUACCGAAAAGGGCGAUGUGACAACCUCAUUUCUGCUCAUACAGAAUGCAGAUCUGGCCGAUUCGGGCAAAUACUCCUGUGCGCCCUCCAAUGCAGAUGUGGCCAGUGUGCGUGUCCAUGUCCUAAAUGUUCGGGCCAUAAUUUCAGGUGAACAUCCGGAGGCAAUGCAAACUGGUUCAUCCGGUUGUCAGUACAAUUGGCUGACAAUCGUCCUGCUGCUGGGCCUUGUCCUUUGCUACAGUCAACGGUGCUGCUCCACACUGCCGGCAUCAUUAACGUCGCCAUCGCCAUUACCAUCACCAUCAUCAUUGCCGGCGGCUGCAACGGGAGAAAGUGCAUCCAGUGAAAGUGUGGCAGCCGCAACAGCAACAAAAACAGCAGCAGCAGCAGCAGUAACAACAACAACAGCCACGAGGAAGCGGUGUCCUGCGGUGAAAAGCUGUCGCCAGACCGCCAGUAAUGUCCUGGCCAAAAGGUCCUGUCACAGAUGAUCGAAUGAAGGCCACAACAGCCCCAAACUAAAUAGAGUAAUUUAAAGAGCCACAUGAAAUGUGUGCGAGUGAGUGUUUGGUUAAGUAUCUCUGAGUGUGUGAAUGAUCGUUUGAGUGUUUGCUAUUCAGCCGUUUAGUGUGUCAGUUUUAAACUUGUACUCAAAACCAAAUAAAAACCACAAUGCAAAGCAAUGGCGCAGCAGUGGAUUUAAUUUAAUCAAAUCAAACUUCAUUUUCUGAAUGAUUUUCCUGCACAAUAAAAUAAAUAUCAAAGUUUUCUUGAUCUUAAAUCGAUUCUCUUAAUCUGAUUUAAAAUUUUCAAUAUAUACAUAUUUCAUUCAAAUUGUUCAAUAAUUUCUUAUUUGCUUUUUCAAAAAAAAGGUUAUAAUUAAAUAAUCAAAUUAUGCUUUAAUAUAUCUCAAUAAUACUUUAAAGUACAUAUAAAGUACAAUAUUAUCAUGUUUUUA